Molecule: messenger RNA, 1618 nt
Organism: Marmota monax (woodchuck)
Lineage: Eukaryota; Metazoa; Chordata; Mammalia; Rodentia; Sciuridae
Gene: Ddb2
Product: damage specific DNA binding protein 2
Exons: 10
Coding region: 12-1304 (430 amino acids)
Biological process (GO): response to UV; DNA repair
Cellular component (GO): Cul4-RING E3 ubiquitin ligase complex; nucleus
Molecular function (GO): damaged DNA binding; protein binding
Source: RefSeq, a predicted model, not a curated record
CGGAGGACGCGAUGGCUCCCAGGAAACGCCCGGAAGCCCAGAAGACCCCCAACGUGGCUGCGCGCCUCCGGAGCAAGAGAAGUCCCCGGGAGCUGGAGCCCGAGGCCAAGAAGCUCAGGGUGAAGGGCUCCGGUUCUAGCAGGAGAUAUGACUCAGGCUGCCUUUGGGCAGGGUUGGCUAGCCUGCAGGUCCCGCCACCAAGCAGCAGCAUCGUCAGGGCCCUCCACCAGUAUAAGUUGGGCAAAGCUGCCUGGCCAUCAUUACAGCAGGGUCUUCAGCAGUCCUUUUUGCACUCUCUGGCUUCUUACCGGAUAUUCCAAAAGGCUGCUCCCUUUGACAGAAGGGCUACAUCCUUGGCAUGGCACCCGACUCAUCCCAGCACCCUGGCUGUGGGUUCCAAAGGGGGAGAUAUCAUGCUCUGGAACUUUGGCAUAAAGGAAAAACCCACCUUCAUUAAAGGGAUUGGAGCUGGAGGGAGCAUCACUGCGCUGAAGUUUAACCUUCUCAAUACCAACCAGUUUUUUGCCUCCUCAAUGGAGGGAACAACUAGGCUGCAAGACUUUAAAGGCAACACUCUCCGAGUUUUUACCAGCUCAGAUACCUGCAACGUCUGGUUUUGCAGCCUGGAUGUGUCUGCCAACAGCCGAAUGGUGGUCACAGGAGACAACGUGGGGCAUGUGAUCCUGCUGAACACAGAUGGCAAGGAGCUUUGGAAUCUCCGAAUGCACAAAAAGAAAGUGACCCAUCUGGCUCUAAACCCCUGCUGUGACUGGCUACUGGCCACAGCUUCCGUAGAUCAAACAGUGAAACUCUGGGACCUGCGCCAGAUUAGAGGGAAAGCCAGCUUCCUUUACUCGCUGCCACACAGGCAUCCUGUCAACUCAGCUUGUUUCAGCCCUGAUGGAGCCCGGCUCCUGACCACUGAUCAGAAGAGUGAGAUCCGGAUUUACUCUGCCUCCCAGUGGGACUGUCCCCUGGACCUGAUCCCACACCCUCACCGUCACUUCCAGCACCUAACACCCAUCAAGGCAACCUGGCAUCCUCGGUACAACCUCAUUGUUGUGGGCCGAUACCCAGAUCCUAAUUUCAAAAGUUGUGCCCCCUAUGAAUUAAGAACGAUUGAUGUGUUUGAUGGAAGCUCUGGGAAGAUGAUGUGUCAGCUCUAUGACCCAGAAUCUUCUGGUAUCAUUUCGCUCAACGAGUUCAACCCCAUAGGGGACACGCUGGCCUCUGCCAUGGGUUAUCACAUUCUCAUUUGGAGCCAGGAAGAGGCUAAGCCAUGGGAUGAAAAUGAGACACAUUGAAGAAAGUGUGGGCAAAGCAGCAGCUACGAGGCCACAAAUGGAAAUGAGUGCUAUGAAGAGGCAGCUACCUGUUACCGGGCCAAAAGUAUCCAAGUCUUAGGAUUGAAGACGGGCACUGUGGGAUGGGGACUGGGACAUUGGAAUGUUACUGCUUUUGACAGCUCCAGAAACUUAGGGUGAUCCAGCUGCCCUAAGAGUCCUGUUAUAUCUAGCCUGGAGCCAAGCUUACCCUGAAGCUAAAGUACUUUUCUCCUUUCUGAUAGGUGGUGGCUGAGUGAUCAGGGCGUGGUUUUUUUUUUUGUUUUUUUUUUUUU